This is a messenger RNA of Lecanosticta acicola, 904 nucleotides long. The record is from the annotation of a GenBank genome assembly. NCBI's taxonomy places the organism in Eukaryota, Fungi, Ascomycota, Dothideomycetes, Mycosphaerellales, Mycosphaerellaceae.
AUGUCCGCCAUCGACGCAUCAACAGGCAAAACUCGUCUCCGAGCAUCCUUAGAGCGAGCCGCAUCGCGCGGCGACCCUUCAAUAGGCCAAUGGCUGGAAUUUCCGGGCUACACGCUCGCCAGGACAGUGGCCUCACUUCCGGGAGUCGACUGGGUUUUGAUAGACUGCGAGCACGGCAACAUCGAUGAUGCGGCGAUGUAUCAUUCCGUUGCGGCAGUUGCGGCAGCAGGCUCGAGUCCGAUCGUCCGGAUAGCCGGAGCAGAGAAUUGGAUGGUCAAACGGGCUCUGGACGCUGGAGCGCAUGGGGUCAUGGUGCCGAUGGUCGAGACGGUGGUGAGUGUCGAUAUCACCUCCAGACCGAGUCUUGUCGUGACUGAAGUUCAAACAGGAACAAGCGCAAUCGUUGGCAAACUUCGCCCACUAUCCCAACCCAGCAUCUUUCCCCACCGGAACGAGAGGCGCAGGCGGCCUGUUCGCAAACGCAAGCUUCAACCUCUCCCCGCCGGACUAUCUCCGCCAAGCAAACGACAAGAUCACCAUCAUCAUUCAGAUCGAAACUCGGAAGGGAGUGGAGAAUUGCGAAGCCAUCGCCGGUGUGAAAGGCAUUGAUGCCCUCUUCGUCGGACCGAACGAUCUUGCCUCUAGUAUGGGCUAUUUUGCCUUUGAUCAUCCCAAGAUUCCGGAAGUCCAAGAAGCCAGUGCGAAGGUGCUAGCAGCGGCUAAAUCGAAAGGGAAGUUUGGAGGUCACUUUUCUCUGUCAGCCGAUGAUGCUGCGAAAAGAUUACAGCAAGGCUGGCAUUUUGUGAAUUGUGGAGCAGAUGUCGUGGCCAUUGCGGCAUGGAUGAGCACUGAGAUGGCGAGGUUGAAAACGAUGUCUGGAGAGACUGCGCCUGCUGAGCCUUGA